Molecule: messenger RNA, 1881 nt
Organism: Mangifera indica (mango)
Lineage: Eukaryota; Viridiplantae; Streptophyta; Magnoliopsida; Sapindales; Anacardiaceae
Product: 6-phosphogluconate dehydrogenase, decarboxylating 3, chloroplastic
Exons: 1
Coding region: 169-1659 (496 amino acids)
Biological process (GO): pentose-phosphate shunt; pentose-phosphate shunt, oxidative branch
Cellular component (GO): cytosol
Molecular function (GO): NADP binding; phosphogluconate 2-dehydrogenase activity; phosphogluconate dehydrogenase (decarboxylating) activity
Source: RefSeq, a predicted model, not a curated record
GCCUCUCGUUCCCUCGAAGAGUCCGUCCCAUUUCUCUUUGCCUCUUCGAAAAACCUACCAACCAAUCUUUUAUUUUUUAUAUAUAAAUAAAUUCUUUUUAACGCCAACCCAAUUCAUUUCUCUCUCCUAGUCUCUCAAAUCGACCCCCAAAAUUUCUCCUCUCUCUCCAUGGAGGCCUCUACUGCUCUCUCUCGCAUUGGGCUGGCGGGUCUGGCUGUUAUGGGCCAAAACCUGGCUCUGAACGUCGCCGAAAAAGGCUUCCCUAUCUCCGUCUACAACCGUACAACGUCCAAGGUCGAUGAAACUCUGGAUCGGGCCCACCGUGAGGGUGAACUUCCUUUGACCGGCCACUAUUCUCCCCGUGAUUUUGUUCUCUCCAUCCAACGUCCCAGAUCUAUCAUCAUUUUAGUCAAAGCUGGUUUCCCCGUUGACCAAACCAUCGCCGCGCUCUCGGAGCAUAUGGCUCCUGGUGAUUGUAUUAUCGACGGAGGUAACGAGUGGUACCAAAACACUGAGCGUCGUAUUGAAGAAGUUAGCCAUAAGGGGUUGCUUUAUCUCGGUAUGGGCGUGUCGGGCGGCGAAGAAGGGGCUCGUAACGGCCCGUCGUUAAUGCCUGGUGGGUCUUUCGAAGCGUAUAAUAAUGUGAAAGAUAUUUUACAGAAAGUGGCUGCUCAAGUUGAGGACGGGCCGUGCGUUACUUACAUCGGCGAGGGCGGUUCUGGUAAUUUCGUUAAAAUGGUGCAUAACGGAAUCGAGUAUGGAGAUAUGCAGUUGAUUUCUGAAGCGUACGAUGUGUUGAAACACGUGGGAGGGUUGAGCAACAGCGAGUUGGCGGAGAUAUUUGCGGAAUGGAACAGGGGUGAGUUGGAGAGUUUCUUGAUUGAGAUAACGGCGGAUAUUUUUAAAGUGAAGGAUGAGUUGAGUAAUGAAGGUGAGCUUGUGGAUAAGAUUUUGGAUAAAACUGGAAUGAAGGGGACGGGUAAGUGGACUGUGCAGCAAGCGGCCGAGCUCUCGGUGGCUGCCCCGACUAUUGCGGCAUCGUUGGAUUGCAGAUACUUGAGUGGGUUGAAGGAGGAGAGAGAGAAAGCUUGUGAAAUUUUGAGAGAGGCAGGUCUAAAGGAUGGAGUGCAAAAUGUUGGAAUAAAUGUUGAUAAGAAGAGGCUAAUCGAUGACGUUAGACAAGCUUUGUAUGCUUCCAAGAUCUGUAGUUAUGCCCAGGGGAUGAAUUUGUUGAGGAGUAAGAGCAAUGAGAAAGGUUGGAACUUGAAUUUGGGUGAAUUGGCUAGGAUUUGGAAAGGUGGGUGUAUUAUAAGAGCUGUGUUUUUAGAUAGGAUUAAGCAAGCUUACCAAAGGAAUCCUAAUUUGGCAAGCUUGGUUGUGGACCCAGAGUUUGCGAGGGAGAUGGUGCAGAGGCAGGCGGCCUGGAGGAGAGUCGUGGGGAUGGCAAUUUCAGCUGGGAUAAGCACACCAGGGAUGUGUGCUAGUCUUUCCUAUUUUGAUACAUAUAGGAGGGCAAGGCUGCCUGCAAAUCUUGUCCAGGCUCAGAGGGACUUGUUUGGGGCUCAUACUUAUGAGAGGAUCGAUCGCCCUGGGGCAUUCCAUACUGAAUGGACCAAACUUGCGCACAAGAGUGGCACUGGUAUUGGUGCUUUUAAUUGAGCUCCUCUUGUUGUUUAUCUGUAUUUUUGGUUCUCUGUUUGGUUGUAUGUUUCAAUUGGGUAUUGAAAAUGUUGGUAUUUAAAUGAGGAUUCUACGUCUAGCUGAGAAUUCAAUGAUAGACAUUAAGGCAUUGCAAAAUCAUUGUUUAGCCUCGUAGUUUUUGCUGAUAAUAAGAACUGCAUGCCUUAUUCAUAUGCAAUACACAAAGUAGAAUUUGUCUUA